Molecule: messenger RNA, 1983 nt
Organism: Euleptes europaea (tarantolino)
Lineage: Eukaryota; Metazoa; Chordata; Lepidosauria; Squamata; Sphaerodactylidae
Gene: SGO1
Product: shugoshin 1
Exons: 9
Coding region: 4-1974 (656 amino acids)
Cellular component (GO): chromosome, centromeric region
Source: RefSeq, a predicted model, not a curated record
AACAUGGCUAGAGAAAAGUGCUUGAAGAAGUCAUUUAAGGAUACCUUGGAAGACAUAAAAGAGCGCAUGAAAGAGAAAAGAAAUCAGAGAUUGGCCAAGCUGGGCAGAUAUGCUUUGGGCAAAUCAAACACAGUCCUGUCCGCCAAGGGUAAAAUUGCAGAUGACUCUUCUGUGCGGCUGCAAAAAUUCCAAGCAAACAAUAAAGCGUUAGCUCUGGCUUUAGAAGAGGAGAAAAGCAAAAUGAGAGAAGCACAAGAUAUCAUUCUGUACUUAAAGAGAGAAUAUCAGUCUCUGAAGUUUCAGAUAUUUGUCUUGCAAAGAAAGGUUGAGUUGCAACAAGAAAAAGAACAUGCUGAGACUAGAUUAUUGAUGGUGAAGAAUGUUAUUUCUAAAGCUGUUCAAAACCUCCUGGAAGCAACUAAUCUUCUUGAUCCCUUAAAGGAUUUAUGUGCUACAGAAGUUAGCCAGACUCUGCGUGUCCGAACAGUUGAAGAGUGUGACUCCAGUCAUGGGGAAAAUCAAACUGCUUUGAGAAUUGUAAAGCCUGACUUCACCAUUACGGUAAAUAAGCAAGGCAAAGCAUUCUCAAGUGAACUUGAGGAUAACACGGACAAAAAUUGUUCAGAUUUUUUAUCUGAUUCCUGGCAAGAUGUAGAAAAUUUCCCCACAGACUUAACACUGCAGACAAAUAAAGGUUGGCAAAAUAGUUCUCCUGAGGACUGUCAACUGUAUGAGAGCAGAAAUAGUUCAUCAAAUGAAGACAAUAAGCAAGUUGGUAAUUCCUUACCUAAAAGCGUAUCUACCCGGCGUCGCUUUUCGAAGAUCCAAGACCAGAGGGAGUUCUAUGUUUCGGAUAGUAACAAUUUAGAAAUAACCGACCAGAUUACAGAAUCUUGUGAACAAGACAAAAGUAGACCUGAGAGAGAUCUAGAGAUGAAUGAGCAGUUUGAAGAAAUGCAUCCAUGUGCAGAGAAUACAUACGAUACAAGCACAGAUCAACAUUUUGUAUGCUCAGGUAUGCUGACUGAAUCCAGUUCAUCAACAACAGAUCUAAAGGAAACUAAUUUUAGUAGUACUGGUGAUUCUCAAACACAGAAGGAGAGAGGUCAAAAAAGGAAACUGGAAGAAGUGAAAAAGCAUUCCAGGACAAGAUCAAAAAAGAAAAGUCAGAGUAAACGUUCCAAACAAAAAACAGAUUCAUCUGUCGGUUCCAGUGAUGCUUAUGACUUUAUUUUUGAGGAGAGCAUCCAUAUUACACCUUUCCGACAAAACAAAGAAAAUGAGAGUAUUGUGGACAACAAAAAUUAUGUAGAAGAAAUGUGUAGUGAUUUGUCAUCAGAUGAUGACUCUAAUGACAGUCCCUAUGUGCCUUACAAAGACAAAUUAAAAUCUGGGAAAACAAUCCAUGGAAGUGAUGCAGUUCCAGUACAUACAAGACAACAAUCAAAAAAGACUGCUUUGGAACAGCAUGAAAGAACUACUGAGAGGAAAAUGUCUAUUGGCAAAAAUGGAAGUAAUACAUCUGUAACUAGAAAAAACAGUGGACCUAAUGCUGUAAUGAAAAUUGCUGAAGAUGUUGCAGGUUCCGUUUUCACUGUAGAGGACAAAGAAAAAGAACACAUAAGUUCUUCUGAAAAUAUCAGCUUCAAAACAGAUAAGCCUUCUGAGGAUCUUCAAAAAUUUUGUCAUCUUGGCGAUAUCACCAACCUUGCAUCAUCUUCUACAAGAACGAGAAAUUCUCAUCCUCCCAUUACUACUGGUGAAAAAGAUUCUUCUCAUCACAGACGCAGAUGUACAGGUAGCAUGAGCUAUAAGGAACCACCUCUCAAUAGGAAACUUCGACGAGGAGACCCUUUUACAGAUACCGGUUUUCUGAAUUCUCCAAUCUUUAAGGAGAAAAAGACACCCAAGUACAAGUCAGUUAAAAGGAAAUUUGUUUCCAGAUACGAUGAGGCAUUUGUUGGUUGCCUUUGAUAACUUUUU